Molecule: messenger RNA, 1673 nt
Organism: Zonotrichia albicollis (white-throated sparrow)
Lineage: Eukaryota; Metazoa; Chordata; Aves; Passeriformes; Passerellidae
Source: RefSeq, a predicted model, not a curated record
GAAGCUAUGGCAAAGCAGAGCCAGAAGAAAGCUCUGCAGCCUGAGCCUUACUCCUACACUCAAAGUUCAUCAGUGGGGAGUUUUGGAGUAGGAAGAUUGGCCACUAUGACAGCCCCAGCUCAGCAUCAGCUUCCAGCAGGAUACUCAAAGGAAGUGGAGCAGGCUCAUAGGAUGGAGGCAGAGCUGUGGACACAGUUUCGUCACAGGCAGAGAGGAGAUGAGUUCUGCUGGGGAGUUGAAGCAAUCAGAGACAUGAGGAGGCUGGCUGCUUUCAGACUGUGGCGCCUGCAGAAGGAGCUGCUGAGCAAAGAGGAAGCCAGGCUUUUGGAAGCCCGUGCUCUGCUGGAGAAGAAAAAGCUACAAAACAUUUUCUGGAUGUGGCAUUCCCAAAGCUUGGAAAUGAAAAAGAUUCUAACACUGACAACUCAAAUCCAAAGAAACUUGGUCUCCCGGUGCUUCAGUACAUGGAAGGAGACUGUUGAGCAGAAGGCACUUGACAGGUGCAACCUGGCCCAUCUCAGAGCAGUAUCACUGAGGAGGCACUUCCAGCAGUGGGUUGGGAUGCUGCAGGUCAGAAGAAGUGAUAAGCAGGCAGUGCUGAACCUCUUCCUCCUGCAGUGGAGGCAGCAUUAUGGUGAGCAGUUUGGGCUCUGUGCAGAAUCUAAACUUUAGAUGUGCUUAGGCUCCUUCCUCCUCUUGCACACUGAAAACAGCCUGAAAACAGAGGGGCUCAGAUGAUACAGGGUGUGAACAAACCAGGGUGGGCAGAGGGCUGGUUCUGGGUGUGUCAGUGAAGCUACAGGGAGGUUUGUUGCUCUGCAUCAUAAACCAAACAUAAACUCUUAAACCUUGCUGAAAAGAAGCAAUUUGAGGGUUGGGCUGGGCUGACUUGGAAUGCCUUGAGACAAUCUCUUGUUCCUUUAUGUAACUGGUUAAGGAGCAGUUGUGGGCUCAGCAGCUGACAAGAAUGUGACAAAGAGGCAUGAAUGUCAGAUAUGGACAGGAGAGAAACAGUUUCUGGAGAAAACUGUCUGUUCUUUUGAUGACUUCUGCCAAAAACUGAAGCUGCAGAGAGUAUAUCUGCUGUGGAAAACAAGGCUCUGUGAGCAUCACAAGGCUGAGUGAGUGCAGAAGAGCCAGUCCCUGGAGCCCUGCCCCCAUUAGUAGUGUCCACUUGAUUUUCUGAACCUUUUGCUAGAGCCCCUUUUACCCUGUCUAUUGUCCAUCAUGUCUGUGCUAGUCACCCCCUCUGGUGUUCUUCUUCUUUCACUUCACUGUCUCAGUAUCUUCUGUCUCAGCUCUUUCUCUCAGACUUUGGAGCAGUGUAAACUCAGAAAAACUCUGAAAUUAUGGCACCAAAAGUAUCUCAUGCUGAAGACAAUUGAACAAAGUUCUAAGCACUUGCACACAGCUGUCUGUGAGGAACCUCUUGCCAUGCUGUUUUCUGAGGACCUCUCAACAUCAUCUGGCUUUGACAGCAGUGCACCAGCUACUCUGACCUCUCAGAGCUCAUUGGAAAAGGAAUGCAGUCUUAGUGACAGCAGCCAGCAUGGCUUCUCCUCCCCUGUGGCUGCUGAGGAUGUCACACGUGUGUCAUGCCACAGUUCUUUCCUUCAGCUCCACCAGUGCACAGAGCUGCCAGCUGAGCUGUGCUUGCAGAGCUCCUUCCCUGC